Molecule: messenger RNA, 1278 nt
Organism: Rodentolepis nana
Lineage: Eukaryota; Metazoa; Platyhelminthes; Cestoda; Cyclophyllidea; Hymenolepididae
Source: the annotation of a GenBank genome assembly
AUGGUGGCUGAAAAGCCAUCGCUUGCCGAAGCAUUGGCCAAGAUCAUGUCCCAUGGAAAAUUCUCUUCUCGUAAGGGGAUCAACGGAGCUUGCAGUGUCCACGAAUGGAACGGAACCUUCCUUGGUGAACCCGUUCACUUCAAAAUGACCUCAGUUUGUGGUCAUGUCAUGACCCUUGACUUCAACAGCCGUUAUAAUAAAUGGGACGCUGUUGAUCCAAUUGAGUUAUUUACUGCCAAGAUUGAGAAGAAGGAGGCAAAUCCGAAGCUCAAUAUGGUUAAUUUCCUUCAGAAAGAGGCAAAAGGUGCUUCAUCUCUUAUUUUGUGGUUGGAUUGUGACAAGGAAGGAGAGAAUAUUUGUUUUGAAGUUAUUGACGCAGUGUCUCACAUCAUGAACCCGCAGGCAAGGAUCUACAGAGCUCAUUUCACUGCUGUGACCGACCACGAAGUCCAAUCUGCAAUGCGAAAUUUACGACAACCGAAUAAAAAUGAAGCUCUCUCAGUGGAUGCCCGCCAGGAGACAGAUCUUCGCAUCGGAUGCGCUUUUACUCGCUUCCAGACACGAUUUUUUCAAGGCAAAUACGGUGAUUUGAACAGUCGACUGGUUUCCUUUGGUCCAUGCCAAACGCCAACACUGGGUUUCUGCGUGAAACGCCACGAUCGAAUACAGUCAUUCAAGCCGGAAACCUUCUGGCGUAUCGCCGCUUCGAUUGUGGCUAAUGAGAGUGGAGAUCGAUUGCCACUUACAUGGAAUCGUGACCGACUUUUUGACAAAGAAGCUGCAACUCUUUUUCUCAAUGCUGUAUCUGGCGCUGAUAAAGCGGUAGUAGUGGACGUGAGUCGAAAGGUGAAAGUGAAGCAACGUCCUCAGGGAUUGAAUACCGUAGAACUGCUACGAGUGGCGAGUGCGGCUUUGGGAAUUGGACCUCACAGCACGAUGGCGAUCGCUGAGCGACUCUACACUUCGGGAUUCAUCAACUAUCCGCGAACUGAGUCUACUGCCUACCCACCUUCAAUGGAUUUGAAAGCUCUCUUACGACAACAUGUCAAUCAUCCAAGGUGGGGUAACGUGGUGCGUGAGAUGUUGGACUCCGGAGGUUACCACAAUCCCCGCGCUGGCCACAAUGCCGGCGAUCACCCUCCGAUCGCUCCAAUGCGCUGCACCACUGAGCUCUCUGGUGAUGCUGCUCGCAUCUACGACUAUGUCGCGCAGCACUUCAUCGCCACUGUACGUUCCUUUAUUCUCUUCUGGUCGUCUUCAGUGUUGAAGAUACACUAG